ACAGUUAUGCAGUUUUUACCUUUAUGUUCUUGGUGUUUUCUUCUCAGCAAAGUCAGAGUGAAGUCAAAUCGUUACUUUAUGCUUCCAGGGCACAAAACUGCUAAUUUCUCUCUACUAAUGUCAUCUAGUGUUAAUAAGCGUGAACAAAUCGACUCUGCUCAGUGUUCAGAAGGCACUUGGAGCAUCAAUUAUGUUUCUGGGGACCUGUUCUCCUGCCCUCCGGAUGAGUCCUUGGCCCACUGCAUCAGUGAGGACUGCCGCAUGGGGGCAGGCAUCGCUGUCAUGUUCAAGAAUGAGUUUGGUGGAGUGGAGGAAUUAAAGGGACAGAGGAAACACGUGGGACAGUGUGCUGUACUGGAAAGAGGCGGACGUUUUGUGUACUACCUGAUUACAAAGAAAAUAUACAAGCACAAACCAACAUAUAAGAGUGUGAAACAGAGCUUAGAAGAUAUGAAGUCUCAUUGUGUUAUGAAUAAGGUAUCCAAAGUGUCUAUGCCCAGAAUUGGCUGUGGCCGGGACAAACUGAACUGGACACGAAUUUCUGAAACUCUGAAAGAGGUUUUGGAACCUUCAAAUAUUUCAAUUACUGUCUAUAGCCUCCCUGAGAAAACCAAGACCCCAGUGAUGAGAGAAAAUCCUCACCAAGAAUUGCCUGCAACACUCCCCCCUGCUGCCCAGUGUUCAGAAGGCACUUGGAGCAUCAAUUAUGUUUCCGGGGACCUGUUCUCCUGCCCUCUGGAUGAGUCCUUGGCCCACUGCAUCAGCGAAGACUGCCGCAUGGGGGCAGGCAUCGCUGUCAUGUUCAAAAAGAAGUUUGGUGGAGUGGAGGAUUUAAAGGGACAGAAGAAGCAGGUGGGGCAGUGUGCUGUACUGAAAAGAGGCAGUCGCUUUGUGUACUAUCUGAUUACAAAGAAAAUAUACAACCACAAACCAACAUAUGACAGUCUGAAACAGAGCUUAGAAGAUAUGAAAUCUCAUUGUCUUAUCAAUGCGGUAUCCAAAGUGUCAAUGCCCAGAAUUGGCUGUGGCCUAGACAGACUAGAGUGGAAGCGCGUUUCUGAGAUUCUGAAGGAGGUUUUUGAACAUUCAGAUAUUUCAGUCACUGUCUACAGCCUCGAGGCAGUCCCAACUGCUCAGCAGACUAAGCAGCUUGCUUAGGGCCCCGAGGCCACUAGAGGGCCAAAAUGAUGAUUGUAAAGUUUUUUGGGAACUAAAUGGUGCUCAGCCUCCCGAGAAAACCUAGACCCCAGUGAUUAAAGAACACUUACCAAAAAGUAAAAAAAAAUAAAAAAUUCAAGUAAUAUGUUUUAUUAAUGUUCUGCUAUUUUAAAUAUGUUAAAGUGGUAAUUUACAAUGCAGAUUGUGUUUUCUAUUAAACUUUUUGUUCUGUAUAGUGAUGCACAUUGAUUAAAAAUGCAUUGUUUGUCCAA
Molecule: messenger RNA, 1430 nt
Organism: Boleophthalmus pectinirostris (great blue-spotted mudskipper)
Lineage: Eukaryota; Metazoa; Chordata; Actinopteri; Gobiiformes; Gobiidae
Gene: oard1
Product: O-acyl-ADP-ribose deacylase 1
Exons: 9
Coding region: 7-1158 (383 amino acids)
Biological process (GO): peptidyl-glutamate ADP-deribosylation
Source: RefSeq, a predicted model, not a curated record